AUGGAGGCUAGUUAUACAUCAGUUCAUCUUAAACAUUCUAUAUUUCACAAACAUCCUGAUAAAUAUGAAGUUAAUGAAGAAAUUAAACUUGAAAUUCAAAAAAAUUUGCAUUUAAGUUCAAAAUAUACUCGAGAUGAUAAUCAAUUAAUUUUAGCAAAUAUCCUUUUAAAAGAAUAUGGAUAUAAUAUUAUUGUAGAUGCAACCUACAAAACUAAUGCAUUAGAUUAUGAACUUUAUUCUGUGAUUAGUCAAUUUGAUAGUUCUGGCUUUGCAAUGGCUUACUUAUUUGUUGAAAGAAUAAAUAAAAAGAAUAAUGCAUAUAUAGAAAUUCUAGCUUCUUUUUUUAAAGCAUUAAAAGAUUCAGGAUUGGAUCAAGUUUAUUUUUUUCUAACUGAUAAGGAUUUCUCACAAAUAUCUGCAGCUCAACAAAUUUGGCCAAAUAUUAAAGUUCAAAUUUGUUAUUGGCACUUAAAAAAACUUUUUGAAGAGUAUGAAUCUAUUUUACAAGAUGCUCUUGCUAUUGUGCAAGAACAACAUGCAGCAAGUAAUACUCAGUGGACACAGUCAGUUUAUAAAAGCUUUGAUGGAAUUCACACAAUAGUAAAUGAUAUUAAAAGUUAUAGAAGAAGGAAUACUAAUUCAUGA
Dentiscutata erythropus is the source of this 645-nucleotide messenger RNA. The record is from the annotation of a GenBank genome assembly. NCBI's taxonomy places the organism in Eukaryota, Fungi, Glomeromycota, Glomeromycetes, Diversisporales, Gigasporaceae.